GAGUCCCUGGAGCGCGUCCAAUCAGCAACCCUCCUGAGCGACCUAUUCCCGCUCCUCCCGCCCUGCGGGCCUCGCUAGCGCCCAGCUUCUUUGUGACUGGUGCUCGCCGAGGUCACUCAGCGUGCGGUGUGCGAUCGGCGGGCGGGGCUGGCUCAGGUGCCGCGGCGCGGGACGGACGUGGUGGGCGAGGGGCGGUCGUGCCGCGACGUCUGCCGCGUGAGGCUUCGCGCGUGAGCGGCGCGGGCGCCGGGCCUGACCGCCGAGCUCCAGUGGCGAGCGCGGAGGUCGUUGACGCGGGCCCGGUUGGAGGCGCGUCCGUCUCUGUGAGCGCGGCGUCGAGGUUCUCGGACCAUGGAGGACCCGCAGCCGCUGCCACAGCCCGAGCUGCCGCUGUGUGACAGCCUCAUCAUCUGGCUGCAGACAUUCAAGACUGCCUCACCCUGUCAGGAUGUCAAACAGCUGACUAAUGGAGUGACCAUGGCACAAGUUCUUCAUCAAAUUGACGUAGCUUGGUUCAGUGAAUCUUGGUUAAGCCGAAUUAAAGAUGAUGUUGGAGACAACUGGAGAAUAAAGGCUAGUAACCUAAAGAAGGUCCUCCAUGGAAUUACAAGUUACUAUCAUGAGUUUUUGGGGCAGCAGAUUUCUGAAGAACUUAUCCCUGAUUUAAAUCAAAUAACUGAGUGUUCAGAUCCUGUGGAGCUUGGGAGGUUGCUUCAGCUAAUUCUCGGAUGUGCAGUCAACUGUGAAAAGAAGCAAGAACAUAUUAAAAAUAUAAUGACCCUGGAAGAAUCUGUUCAGCAUGUGGUCAUGACUGCAAUUCAGGAGUUGAUGAGUAAAGAAAUAGUGAUCUCUCCUGCAAGUGACACGGUGGGAGAAUUAGAGCAGCAGCUUAAAAGGGCCUUAGAAGAGCUUCAGGAGGCCAUAGCAGAAAAGGAAGAGCUGAAGCAGAGGUGCCAGGAACUGGAUAUGCAGGUGACUGCACUUCAGGAUGAGAAGAAUUCACUGGUCUCUGAGAAUGAGAUGAUGAACGAAAAGCUUGACCAGUUGGAUGGCUCUUUUGAUGAUCCAAAUACAAUGGUGGCAAAGAAGUAUUUUCACGUACAGCUACAACUAGAACAAUUACAAGAAGAAAACUAUAGGCUUGAAGCUGCAAAAGAUGAUUACCGUGUUCACUGUGAGGAACUUGAAAAGCAACUGAUUGAAUUUCAGCAUAGGAAUGAUGAGCUGACGAGUCUUGCUGAAGAGACCAGAGCCCUAAAAGACGAGAUAGAUGUUCUUAGGGCUACCUCAGACAAAGCAAAUAAACUGGAGUCAACAGUGGAGGUAUAUCGUCAGAAGCUGCAAGAUCUAAAUGACCUCCGCAAGCAGGUGAAAUCUUUACAGGAGACAAAUAUGAUGUAUAUGCAUAACACUGUGAGCUUGGAAGAAGAGCUGAAGAAGGCCAAUGCAGCUCGUGCACAGCUAGAGACCUAUAAGCGCCAGGUUCAGGACCUUCACACUAAGCUUUCCUCUGAAUCCAAAAGGGCAGAUACACUAGCAUUUGAAAUGAAGAGGCUUGAAGAAAAACAUGAGACUUUACUCAAGGAAAAAGAGAGAUUGAUAGAACAGCGGGACACUCUGAAAGAGACGAAUGAGGAGCUGCGGUGCUCAAAAGCACAGCAAGAUCACCUAAACCAAGCUGAUGCAUCUGCUACAAAAAGUUAUGAAAAUCUUGCUGCUGAGAUCAUGCCAGUGGAAUACAGAGAGGUGUUCAUUCGACUCCAACAUGAAAACAAAAUGCUUCGCCUGCAGCAAGAAGGGACGGAGAAUGAACGCAUUGAGCAGCUGCAGGAGCAACUGGAGCAGAAACACCGCAAGAUGAAUGAGCUGGAAACUGAGCAAAGGUUGAGCAAAGAGCGAAUUGGAGAACUGCAGCAGCAAAUUGAGGACCUCCAGAAGUCGUUACAAGAACAGGGCUCUAAGUCUGAAGGUGAAAGUUCCAGCAAAUUAAAGCAGAAGUUGGAAGCUCAUAUGGAAAAACUAACAGAAGUCCAUGAAGAAUUACAGAAGAAACAGGAGCUCAUUGAAGACCUUCAGCCAGAUAUAAGUCAGAAUGCCCAAAAGAUCAUUGAGCUUGAAGCGGCUCUUCAGAAGAAAGAUGAGGACAUGAAAGCGAUGGAAGAGAGAUACAAAAUGUACUUAGAGAAGGCCAGGAAUGUAAUAAAAACUUUAGAUCCCAAAUUAAAUCCUGCAUCAGCAGAAAUAAUGUUACUCAGAAAGCAGCUGGCGGAGAAGGAAAGAAGAAUUGAGAUUCUAGAGAGUGAAUGUAAAGUAGCAAAAUUCAGGGAUUAUGAGGAAAAACUCAUUGUUUCUGCCUGGUAUAACAAGAGCCUGGCGUUUCAGAAACUGGGCAUGGAGUCUCGGCUGGUGAGUGGUGCUAGUGCUUGCAAAGACAGCAUUGCGGCUGCUCCUGCACGCUCCUUCUUAGCACAGCAGCGGCACAUCACCAGCACCCGAAGAAACCUCUCUGUGAAAGUCCCAGCUGCAGCAUCUGACUAGUCUGCAAAGCAAACCCAACAGAAGUGCCUCAGAAUGUCUGUACCCCAAGAAACUACCAGAUAGAAAACAAGGUUAAGAUGCUUGGUAGCAGCUAGUUUUGUUUUGUUUUUGUUUUGAGACAGGUCUCAUAACCCCAAGCUGGCAUAGAAUUCACUGUAUUCAAGGAUGACCUUGAACAUCUGAUCAGUCCUUCUUGCAGUUUCUGCACACUGGGAUUAACAGAAAUAGUUGUAGACCACCAUAUCAGGUUUAUUAUAGUUCUAGGGGUCAAAAUCAGAUGCCCUACUAAUUGAGUUACAUUCUCAACCUUGGAAUCAACUAUAUUUAAAUCAAAAUAUAUCAAAUUAACAUUUCCACUUUACUUAGAAAACAAAUACAGAACCAGCUCUGUCUCUGGGUAGCACAUUUGAGUUGGAAGUGUGAUGAAGCAAAUACUUGUCUUGAGAUGGUAUCAUGUGUGGGAAAGCAAGUGCAUAUUCCAACUUUAUGUUUUUAAUUGUGACAGCAAGUCAGUUAAUUUGCAAAAAGCAAUCAGUAGUUUGUCAUUUAAUAUCUAGAUUUGCUUUAUUGAAAACAGUUUCCAGUUACUCAUGUGGAGAAAAACUGAGCAAGGCGAAUUCCUUAGUCUGGUGUGUACAAAGUUUCCUGUUUGCUAAUUCUGCCCUCUAGAGGAUGCUUCAGCAUGCAGUGGAAGCUACAAUGCUUGGAAAACUUUGCUGUUGGAGUGACUUUGUCCUGUGAAAGUGACUCAUUAGAAACUUGCAACUCUCUGAGUUGUGUGCCAGUUUGAACAUGUGAAUGAAUACUGAGUUGCUAAGAUGGGAAAUAAACUGACAUUUGUAUUUCUGAUGAAAAGUAAGCUAUACUUUGAAAUAUCCACAUGCUUUUAAACAUGGCAUUAUUGUGGGCUUUGCUUUCUAAGAACCAGUAAAUCAUGUAUAAUUUUGCCUCUUUAUUGAAAAGAAACAGUGAUGAAACAGCUUAUAACCAGUUUGCUUUCUGCUUGCCUCUAAGGAGUGUCUGGAGCUGUAUUUGUGGCUGAAUGUUCAUCUCUGCUCAAGGUUGUCUUUUCCAGAGGUGUUACUUUCCAAUUUGGGGUCAUUUAAAAAGUCACAGCUUUGGAAUAUUAGUUGUUAAGUCAGUAUUGCUUAAUGUAGCCACAAGUGGUUCAUUCUUGAGUCAGUCACACUUCCAACACUUAGUAGCCACAUAUUUCCAUCAUUAUUGAGAGUUCUUCUGCAGUGAGUCACAGUAAAUCUUCAUUUUGAUAACUUGGAAAAAUUCUUUGAUCCUUAGACUACAGAUGUAAGAAGUGUUACAUCCAUUUCAGAUGUACAGAGGAAUCAGGUGGGUACAAGAGUGCAUCAGACACAAGUGAGACAACUUUGUCUCUACCCCCAACAUUUCCAGUCUUUACGAAAGGAACAAACUUAUGGGCUGCAUGAUCCUGGUUGGAUCAGCUCUUCACCUCUGCCUUCAUAGCAUGAAAUAAGGAUAUGUAAUAUGUAAACAAAAUGGGGUGGUGGUGGCUGAGUAAGCCAGAUAGAGCUGGCAGGCUGUGGAAUGUGGUCUACAUUUUAUUCUUAGUCCCUCAUAAAUGAGUAUUGUUCUAUUUGCAGUGUUAACUCAUUUAGAUAACUGCCUAUAAAUCCUUGCUAGCAACUUUUAACCACUUAAAAUACAAGAAUUUCACAGUGAUUUGGGGUCUUUGAGAUUAGUGGCAUCUGCCAGGAUAUUUUGUUUUAUCAGGGUUCCUUCUGUUGACUACCUCUUAGAUUUUGAUGAUUCUUGUCUGUAUUUUACACUGUUGGUUUGUAUUUUUGUAUGUUCUUACUGUAUCUGCUUGCCUGUGUCUUUUAGUGAAAUAAGUCUUUGAAAUUACUUAGCAUGCUGUUUAACAUUUUCUAAAAAUUAUGACAUUCGGGUAUAUUUUUGUCAAUGAAGACAUUGAUGGUAGUGUUUGUAUCUGCUUAUAAUUGAGAUUUUACAAGUUCCCUUUUAAUGGAACUGACUGUAAAACAUCAACUUGAGUAAAUUUAUGUUUAUAGUACAAUUGCACAUAAAUUUCUAAGUAAUGUAGCAUAAAUAAGGACAAAAGGAUAGUUUCUUUUUUCUUAAUUAAAAAAAACCCAAAUUUUCUGAUUUUUCUAAUUUUAAGUAGAAUUUUGAAUGUUUGAUACAUUGUUUAUAUGAAACUAGUGUAAAGUUCUAUACCAUCUAGAUUAAUCACAGGAAUUUAGGCUGUGACCAGGGUGAGAUUCUUUCCUUGUAUAGUUUACGCAGUGAGACGGGUACCCUGCCAGGUAGAAAUCAGAUCUGGAACCAUGAUUUCUCCAAGUGUAUUGAAGGGAAGAUUGAAUGCAUAAAAUGGAUUUGAUAAAAAUUUUAUGUCUCAGUGACUAUGAAGUUAGAAACAACUUGAAUUUCAAAUGGUUGUUCUUGGAGUGUUACUCUUUUUUCUUUUUUGGAUAUAAUUAUGACAUUGAUGCUUAUCUUAGGAUUAACUUAAUGUAUUGAUAAAUUUAUGAAGUUUAUUUUUUUAAUGGUUUGACUAAUGAUUAAUGUAAGUAAAAAAUGUCUUGCCUAGCAGCUGUUAGCUGAGUAUCCUUUAGUAAUAUCUGGUCUUUGAUGACUGGAUGUUAAACACUUCACAACCACACAUACUUAGGUAUAAUGGUAUAUCUGGCAUUUUGGGAGUGAUGGUGGUUUAGGCCAAAGUACUGACAUUUUGUGUAAAAAAUUAAUGUAUAUGGCUUGUUAUACAUACAGUCUUACUGUGAUCCUGUUUGUUGCACAGAAAUAGUUUGAACAUUUAUAAAGCACAAGUCAUCAGAGGAAAUAGUGUGUAGUUAUUAAACUUGAGAAAGUUUCAAUGUAGUGUUUAGUUUAUUAAAAAGGUCCUUUCUAUUUUCUAUGGCAAAUGCUGUCACACUUGAAAACUAGAAGAAGCAAUACUUGAUUUAUUUUUGUAAGUAUUUAGAAUAUUAUUUUAAAUAAAUAAUUGUCAAUAUAAUUGUGAAAUGUUUUAAGUAAAUAAACUUCUUCUGAAUCA
Messenger RNA from Arvicanthis niloticus (Nile rat), 5590 nucleotides. It is a transcript of the gene Hook1, whose product is annotated as hook microtubule tethering protein 1. The record is from RefSeq and is a predicted model, not a curated record. Gene Ontology annotation, biological process: cytoskeleton-dependent intracellular transport; cytoplasmic microtubule organization. Gene Ontology annotation, molecular function: dynein light intermediate chain binding; microtubule binding. Gene Ontology annotation, cellular component: centrosome; cytoplasm. NCBI's taxonomy places the organism in Eukaryota, Metazoa, Chordata, Mammalia, Rodentia, Muridae.